AUGCGAUGCCUUUCCAUCUACGCAAACCUCAGCUCCGUCUUUCUGCUCGUUCAAAUUCCUUCAUUCAGUUACUUGCUCAGCAUCUCCACAACCAUCCCAGAAGAGGACUAUUUGGCUUUGAUGGAAUUAAACGGUCAAUUCCCUCUAUACGGUACCGUUUCAGUGCUCUGGGUAGCUCGGAAGAUCAGUUUGCUCCGCAACAGUAUCAACACGAAUUUGAACCAACAAUUAGAACUGAACGAGACCAAGACGUAUUUCCACAUUCUUGACAAGCAAAUCAAAUCGGAAAGAAAAAAUGAAUAA
This is a messenger RNA of Caenorhabditis remanei, 303 nucleotides long. RefSeq lists its product as uncharacterized. The transcript has 3 exons. Bases 1 to 303 code for a protein of 100 amino acids. The record is from RefSeq and is a predicted model, not a curated record. Lineage: Eukaryota; Metazoa; Nematoda; Chromadorea; Rhabditida; Rhabditidae.